AAUCGUCUCUCUUUAUAACUUCUCCUCACCAUUCAAUUCCGAUAAGGAAGAAACCCUUUGAAGAAGAAAAAGAAAGAUGAAGAUCAUUGGAAAGAGAGAGAUUGGUUGUACUGUUCACUUCGAAUCAUCAGAGAAACCAAAUGACGAAACAUCUAACACAGUACAAUUCCUAGAACACGACGACGACAACAACGGCGGAGGAAUCCAAGAAGCUUGGGCGGAGAUCAAGAAUCACGGCAGCGUCUCCGGAGGAGGGUUUUUAGCCGGCGAAGGUGGGAACAAGCUGGAGAAGAGGAAGAGCCAAGUGUUGCUUGAGGGAUACGUGGAGGCUGCUGCCGCUCUUGAUGAAGAUCAAGAAGAUCUGACGAGAGCUAAGAGCUUGACGGAUGAUGAUCUCGAGGAGCUUAAAGGCUGUUUAGAUCUAGGGUUUGGAUUCAGCUACGACGAGAUCCCAGAGCUCUGCAACACUUUGCCUGCUUUAGAGCUUUGUUACUCCAUGAGCCAGAAGUUCUUAGAUGAUAACAAUAAGCUAAGCCACCACAAGUCUCCGGUGGAAGAGCCACCUACCACGACCAGCCCAAUUGCAAACUGGAAGAUCUCUAGCCCUGGUGAUAAUCCAGAUGAAGUAAAGGCUAGACUCAAAUACUGGGCUCAAGCUGUUGCUUGCACUGUCCGAUUGUGCAGUUGAACAAGAAUGAUCACUGUCUUGUCUGAAAAAAGGCCUUUCUUUGCAGGAAUGAAGUCUCUGCCAUUGUUAGCUGAGAAUAGACCUGCAAUGGGUCCAUGGAUAAACUGGUUUGGCUUUUCUUUGAUUCUAUGUAUGUGUAGUAUAGUGUUCUUCGUCUAAUAAAUGUUUUCAGUGAAUAAAACUUUCAAAUUCUUUUGUCUACAAA
Messenger RNA from Eutrema salsugineum, 893 nucleotides. RefSeq lists its product as uncharacterized. The transcript has 2 exons. The record is from RefSeq and is a predicted model, not a curated record. Lineage: Eukaryota; Viridiplantae; Streptophyta; Magnoliopsida; Brassicales; Brassicaceae. Bases 77 to 688 code for a protein of 203 amino acids.